Messenger RNA from Pocillopora meandrina, 21976 nucleotides. NCBI's taxonomy places the organism in Eukaryota, Metazoa, Cnidaria, Anthozoa, Scleractinia, Pocilloporidae. The record is from the annotation of a GenBank genome assembly.
AUGAUGAUGAACCGGAGACUAUUAUGGUUGACAUUACUGUUCGCAAUUCUAUGGCGUAGUGGUAAGUGUUCAGAGAAAGGAUACCUUAUGAGUAGUGCAAUAAGGCGAAGACUCAGGAAACAGUUCCCCCCUCCCAUCCCUCGUAUGCCUUAGACCGAAGCACCAAUGGAUAUUUUUGCCAAAUUAGUCGCGAGGUGAGACUCUUACUGUACCUCACUAAACCAAGGGGGAAUGCGCAGAUACUGCUCAGCAGAGUGCUUGGAAACUAGAAAAUAUUUGCGUAAAAAUUGUAAUAUAUGUGUAAGUAAUAAAUAAGUAAGUUGGUAAAAAUGAUGGUCGUAACAGGAAUAAAAAUCUAUCUAAUGAAAGGCGAAUGGCAUUGUAACCAUAAAGAAUGUUAAAAUUGUAAGUAAUAUUACUAAUGUUAUAUUCUUAUACCUCCCCAUGGUAAGUAGUGUUCGUACAAUUAUAAGUAUUUCUGGUAAAAUAAGUUUAUGCUGUUUGCUUGAUUGAUCUAAAAAAUUAGUUUGCGAAUUGCUCGUGACAUAAUUAUACUUUCAUUUCCUUUUUUUUCUAGUAUAUUCGCAACCUCCCUAUAACGGUGACCCUCAAGGUCCAAGGCCUUUCUACUUGAAUGAGCUUUUUGAGCCAGCAGAACAGCCACGCCCCCCACCACAGCAGAUGUAUUAUGGGAACAUGUUCAACAAUCCAGAAGUCAGGAUACAUCAACAGUGGAACGUACCACAACCAAGAUUCCCUCAGCAUUACCAGCAACACGUGCCAAGCAUUGAGGAUCAUAAUUCUUUGCCCAAGGUUUUGAACAUUUCCGACGGUAAAGUAACCUUUACUCUCUACAUUUACUCAGCCAUAGACAUUUGUAAUUCAUUGACCAAGAAUUCUCAUAAUUUUGCAAGCUUGUGUUGUUAGUUCGCUUUUGCUUGUUCGCUUCCCUGUCUUUAACUUUGGUUUGGAUUGUUUGUUUAACUAUGUGUGCCCGUCAGUUAAUCUGUUGUCUGACUCUCUGUCUGUCAAUCGAUGUGUUCCUCUUUUUGUUUACAAAUUUGAAUUUAAUCGCUAGUAAUUAAAAUAAGUUAAUAACUCAAUUAUUAAACUGCACGAUUUACUUGAAGUUGCAGAAGUUCAAAACAGGACCGCGGAUCUGCUCGGAAAUGACACAAAUGAUGUGAAUUCUGGUGUACACAGCGUUGUAAGAGGACUUUUUGGCUCUAAAAAAAAAGGUAAUAUUUCGUAGCCAUUGUACUUUAUCGAUAAGCUAAGCUGCUUUGUUCCUACAUAAUGUGCAGAAGCGUGUGAUUAUUUUAAAUUGGCGCAAAUUGGCUGAUAAACGGAAUUUAACACCUUAUAAUUACACAUAGGUAAUUAGAUGCAUCGGCCCAGUAAUUAUAUUAGUGUGCUGUAGCUUGGAUCGAUAUGUCAGGCAAAACAGGCAGUUCUCAGGCAAAACUGAAAGUGAAGAAAUUGAUGGAAGAGGAGAGGUUUUAUGUUGCGAAUAGGUACAAUGAAACAAUUGUUGACCACCUCGAAAAUACACCAAAGUCCCUUACUAGUUAAUUUAAAUAAAUUAGUAAUUAUAUUCAAGCUACCAGCCGUACUGUGAGUAGAAAUAAUGUUUAUGAACGGCUGUUAUGAUAAUAAUUCAAGUUGUGAAUGUAGGUAUAUUAGUAAGGACUUCAAGUUACAACAUUUAUAAAACGUUUGACUGUUACCUUGUAAAAGGUGCUCGGUGCGUUCGAUAUUUGUAGUAGCAACUAGUUAAUUUAAAAAUUAUUGAUGAAUUCCCAGCUCUUGUUAAUUAAGUGAAAAAAUGGAAGUUUUAAUUCUUGGUAUUUGUCAUGAAAUCUUUUUUUUCGGAAAAAAGAGGUCAAAAAUUAGUGUGCGUAUUAUACACAGGCGCGCAUUAUACACGGGUAAAUACGGUACGGAAAUACAGUCAGGAUUUAGGAAUCCUGAAGGGCUUCCGAAAAGACCAGGGGUUCCUGCGAAUCAAAACAUUAAAAGUUGCAAAUGAAUGAAGAGACCAUGGCUUAAUUACUUUAGUAACAUUAAGAUUAUGGUGGCUUUGACUUUUUAAAAAAACAUUUUUCGCUAAUCAUAAACGGGAUUUGAAAGAAUAACUGAUAGCCGCUUUCAAAACAAGACAAAGUAUGUAAAGAAGAUUUCACUAAAUUUCCCUACUCUAAUAACUAAGAAAAUACUAAUUUUGGUGAGGAUUUUUUUGCUUGUAUUUGCGGUUUGCGAGUCUUUUGAGGUCACUCCUCACUUGAUCUUUUCUCGCUUCACGUAAAAUUGUUAGUAUCAAUACUGAAAAAAAAUCAUAGCCUAAUUACAGUAAUUAACAGUCACAUUAAUUAUGUUCAGGGUCGACUUCCGGUGGACUUGUAGUUCAUUUCACGUUCGAUCAAAUCAAAGACAAGCUCGUUAUUGACGAUUCUCCAAAAGCUAACAACGGUAAACUCGUGGGUCAAUACGCGCAGACUAUGGACAGCCCUAAGUGCAAAAUGAGUAUCCGAUUUGAAGGAGGGCAAGGACACAUCGAGUUGGAUGGAAACAAACUUAACGAAGAGAAGAAGGAUGCGAUGUCAAUUUCCUUGUGGGUGCGUGUUGUAGAUAACCAGCGUGAAAAUACAAUUUAUGGUUGUGCUGGAGACAGGGGAACCCAUUAUCUGAGUAUCAAACCAAAUGCGGCCCCAAAUGCAGUUGUCAACUGGUUGUACAAGAAGCCUGAUGGGAAGGUUGUGUUUCAUGUCAUGUCUGAGCCUGCUAUACCUUCAGGUCAGUGAGCCUAGCUAGAUUUGUAAACACGGCGGUCAAACGUCUGCGUAUGCGCGAACUUUGUAAUGACUAUAUGCCGUACUUUUAGGCGGUCAGAAUUGACCAAACUUGAUUAAGCUUUGUGUCAGGAACGUCUCAUCUUUCCCUUUCCCUAGUUUUGUUCCUUUUUACAUACUUUCUAUGAAAGUUUUAAUUUCAUUUCGCUUAAUUAUUUUCCAACACAGCUGCUUUCUUGUGAAAAUUUUCGCGGUAAAUUGACACGCAACCUGCAUUUAUCCCCUUGCGCAUGCCCGUCAGUGAACACCUGUGUUAGAUAUGUGUUGCAACGGCCAUAAAGCCUGGUAUUUUCUCUGUAUAGCUUAAAUCUUUCUUAAGUAGAUUUGUAAACACAAAUUGAGUAUCACGCAAAGAAAUUGGGAUUGUUACUCGGGGGAAAACUAAAAUAUCUCGUUAAGACGUGAAAUCCUCUUAUAAUGAUAACAACACAAAGAAUGAAUGUUCAAGUUUAUUUAAGGUCGCAAGCCUACUCAAGAACAUAGAAUAUUUUGUUUGGAGAUAAGAGAAAGGGUAGCUGAGAUUUAAGUAACUAAAAAAAAAACAAAACAAAACAAGAAUAUAUAUAUAUAUAUAUAUAUGUUCAUUCAACCACAACCUAUCAGAGGGUAAUGAGAAAAUGAACCUCACAUAUGAUAAAAUCACUUGAACUUAAAGACUAGUCUUAAGUCUUUAUUCAUCGUAUGAGAGGGGGGGGGGGGAUUUGGGGCAACAAAGUGGAAUUGAAUUAGUCGUCGCCAACAGAGUAUUGAGGAGUAUAGGGAAUUGAUUGCCGAUGAACUGCCAAAGAGGAGGAGAUUAUAACAUAAUUACAGAGCCGUAUGGGCGGAUCAGUAAAAUUUCAUUGUGACACAAAAAAAGGUCCACCGACCCCUCCCCCCAGGUGAUCAAUAUGACCGGUCCAAUUUGGUAACACUUGGAGGUCUCUGAUUAUUGUAAUGAUUCUUUUUCCCGAGCACAGAUUGACUUUAAUCUUUGCUUCGAUUUUACUUCUUAGGAAUGUGGACUCAUAUAACUGCGGUUUACAAUGCUGCCUUAGGAAAAGUAAAGAUGUUUGUAAAUGGUGAAAAGAUUGUAACAACGACGAAAGAUAUUGUGAAACUAUCCUUUGUGGGUUGGAGUACAUCCGUAGAAAUUGCAAAGUUCAGCGGAAAUCCACUAGGUUUCUUGGAUGGAUCUAUGGACGAGUUUCAAAUCUUUACUUCCGCCCUAAUGCAUACUGAGGUCCAGGCCCUGAUGGAAAAAUGUGAAUUUCCAACAGACAGUAAGUAAUGCCCGUAUACUUGUAAGAACGAUCGCAGUAUUUAUUCUCCGCAAGAUUUUAAAGACAUGCGCACUAAGAAGCCCUUCUCUCCUUGCUUUCCCACUCCUCUCUCUCUACUAACCCACCCUCCUCAACCUUCCCCUCCCUGUGCCAUUGUUCCGUUUUGCGGGAGUUGGGCUGUUCCUCUGUUCUUUUCUGAGGUGAAUUUAGGCUUCUCCAUUUUUUCUGUAAACUAGCAUUCCAACCAGGAAGGGGGAGGGGAGGGGGUAGUGAUACUCCUACUUGCUUCAUGUUAAUGAAAACCGGAUAAGCUCUGGAUGGGUUUAUCACUUGGCUAUAGUACAGACUUUACUUAUGUUGUCUUUCUUCUCAGGUACGUUGUAUUUCGUGGACGUCAAGACUGGACCUGAAUCAUUUUCCGGAACUCCAUCUCGUGUGUUUUUCAAACUAAUUGGGGAAAAAGGAGCUCAUGGAGAAGAAUUACUUGGAGAGGAUUUUUCCAGAGGAAGGUAACGCUUAGGGUGAAAACAAAUUUAUAAUUUAAGAAGCGGUUGCACAGCGACUGUAAACGUCCUUGCUCUCUUGAAUUCGAUCCCUAGCUUUGUAAAUCUGUACUUUUUCAAACAAAUUUCUCUCUUCAGUACCAGACAGUUUAAUGUCUACUCGGCCGACGUUGGUAGACCGGUCAGAAUCAGCAUAAGAAAGGAUACGAAGGGUAUCUUCUCCACAGACUGGUACUUGGAGAAAGUAAGUUCUGUAACAAUGGCAGAGACUUAGCCGGAAAUAUUGUCAUCGUUGCCGGAACAAAUAGGUUAAAAUCGUAUUUUUGAGUUCUAAUAUCUCCCUGUUUUAUUAUAACUUAAUUAUUAUAAAUUUAAUUUAUUAUAACUUAAUUAACAAAUUAACUUCAGUGUCGGUACUUACCAAUGCCCAAAGAAAUAUACCACCAGCCACCAACACCUCGGUGAAUAGCUUUUAAAUAAAAUGUGCGCAAAAAAAUAUUUACGUUCAAUCCUGGACAUGAUAAGUUUUCUACGGCAUAGGAAAUUUCCUUGUAAGUGAUGCAAAACCUAAAGUUAAGGCUUCGUUGUCUUAAUCAGGAGGACAACAACGAAACAAUAAGAUUAACACCAAUGACAACAAGGUUCCUGCAGGAUGUUGAGGAUUAACACAUAGAUAGAUAGAUAGAUAGCUUUAUUAAAAAUCACAUGGCAGCCUAAUAAAGCUGAAUUACAUGAUUAUUUACAUUACAAUACUGGCUAAAAAUUAUAUAUCAUAUUCAAAGAUUGUUGACAAAAUAGUUUGAAGGUGGUCAUUUUUUUAUUCAACAUUGUUUAGUCUUCGGUUUUGAUUUAAGGUCAUUGUCACUGUGGAAGAUAGGACUGAUGGACCGUCAUUUAUUUUCAACUGUAACUGUUGGAUAGGGAAAGACAAAAACGAUCUUCAAAAGUAUCUCACUCCCGAGAAACAUGGUAAGUGACGUGUUUCAUUUUCAUUCCAGGCGGAAAAAGCCAACAUCGUGAAUAUUAUUCGUAUGGAAGUUAUCGUGCAUUUCCCUAGAUCUUGUUGCAUAUUUCACCUCUGAUUUUUUUUCUCAUUAUUUUGGAUAAAUUUUAUUAUAGUGGAUGGAAACUGGUCUCCCUGGAGUCAGUGGAGUGGUUGUGGUUCAGGUUUAUGUGGAGGAAACAAGAAAGUUAGAACAAGAUCGUGUACAAACCCCCACCCCACUGGGGGAGGAAAAGCUUGUCCUGGAGAUUCAAUUGAAGAAGGAAGCUGUCCAAGUAUGUCGGAAAUUAAAUCAACUUUCUUCCACUUUGGCUUUGCUAUCCACGAAUAAAUUUGUAUUGUGCUAAAUAAGUAAACCUUUAGGAAUAAAAUUUCUUUAACUUGUGGAGAAUGAAACACUCGGAUGGCUCAAAGAAGACAAAAUUUUCUAACCUAGAAGUGAAGAAGUGAUCCGCUAAAGCUUCAGUUUGUUUGCUUAAUGUCCACCACUCUUUAUGUAUUUAUAUAUAUAUAUAUAUAUAUAUAUAUAUAUAUUUAAUGCUCUGCCAGAUAACUUAUCAAACUCCAUUGUUAUUUUCUUUGAUAUCAAAAAGGAUUACUCCAUAUGUCCAUUCCUAUUAUAACGGUCAUUUCGUUUAUCUGUAUUGACAUAUCCAUGAUUACAGUUGAUGGCGGUUGGGGUGCCUGGGGAGAGUGGUCCGCCUGUAGCAAGACAUGUGGAGGUGCCACAGUAACACGAGUAAGAAAAUGUGAUAACCCUGCCCCUUCGAAUGGCGGGAAGCCCUGUGAAGCAAAAGACGCUCAAGAAACCAAGACAGAUUGUAACCAACCUUGUGAAGGUAACAGGAAACUUCAGGCUCACAAAAAGCUAUCAUUGAUAUUUUGGCUUCAGAAGUUUUUUUUUUCGACGCUGCUGUUUGCGAGAGUGUUAGGUUUGCAGACCAAAAAAGAAAAUCACAAAAACAAAAGGACUAUCUUGAAUAACAAUGAUUUCAAUCCUUCUUUAGUUGGCCCUUUGGAUGGUCAUUGGUCAGACUGGUCAGAGUGGAGUCCCUGUGCAAAAUCAUGUGGUGGAAGCCGAGUAACACGAAAAAGAAGCUGUAACAAUCCUUCCCCUCAGAGGGGUGGGGAAGAAUGUCCUGGGGAACCAACUGAGACUGCCUUUGAUUGCGAGACCCCUUGUCCAGGUACAUAUGUGAAGUACAUCAUGGGCAAAUGUCAUGUAACUCAUUUACAACUUUUUUUCAGGUUUAAGUGAUAGUUUCAUAAGGCUGCUACAAGUCCUUGUGCAGUUAGCGGAAAUGAGAUUUUAAAAUUGCGUCGUUUUCUUCGUCAAAAGGCAGUUACCAAGCCCUUGAAACGUUUCGCCAAAGCAUCCCGUCUCGGAUCAUACUGGUUCUCUUUCCCGCCUCCGUCGUGGUUUACUGGGUGUACCUUCUUUGCGCACCAAGUGUCAGGAAACCUCAUUUUUUUAGCAUGAAGAUGUGUCAUAUGCGCCUCUUUUUUUUCUGAUUAUAGCUUGUGUACAAGCGUUAAUUAUCAUAAUCAUUUUCACGACAUUGCAUUAAAUCUUAUCCAAUCCGAUAAUCAUUGUAAUUUUUUUAAAGUUCCUGGUAAGUGGGGAGACUGGGAAGAGUGGUCCGUAUGUAGUGCAACUUGUGGAACUGGAAAUAAAGUUAGGACAAGAGAAUGCAACAACCCCGCCCCACAGUAUGGAGGAGAGUGUCCUGGGAACGGCCAGGAAACGGAAGCAUGCGAGAUAAGGAAGUGUCCAACCAGUAAGUUUACGACUUUUAUUUUGAUCAUAAUAUUAGAAAUGUUCCAGUCGUCAAGCCGAGUAAACAUCCAGUUGAGCAAUAAAGCAGGUUUUCUACGAACAGAAAUUAUACCUUUAGCGAGGGAAAUUAUAAUACACACGAAACACAAUAGAACUUACCGACUGCUUCAAGUUUAGAAUGACCAUAACUCAACAAUUUUGGUUAGCAAAAUAUGCCAGUACAAAUAUGGAGACUAGUUCCUUUCCACAAAGCAUGUGGUCGAUGUCCCGGAUGUUGACGUCAAAAUGCAGGCACGCGAUGGGAGCUACACAUAACGACAAUAAUAAACGGGAAAAAAAAAGGUUUUUUUUCAUUUGUUGCAAUAAAAUCAGAACCAGAUUAACUACAGCAGCCUAUCGGAAUUUGGAUAAAUAUCACAAAGAAACAAUGAUAUACCAAAGCAAACAUAAGCAAACUUUCUAACGCACAGUAAAACAAGGAUACAUGGGUGGGAUGUGGAAUUUAUUUCAUGUAUAAUUGUUUGACAGGGUGCUAGGAAUUUUCUAGAGCAGUCAUGUGACGAAGAAAUCCCACGCUGCUUUCGCCACUCUUAUGUAAAUUAUUCAUGAGGCCUUAAAUUAUUGUAAUGGAUGGGGCCUCCUUUCGUAAACUUCGGCUGAUAGAUAAAUUCUUUCUAAAGAUUCUUCGUGCUCUUUUGACUUUUAUUUUACUCUGUUAUCAUGGUUCUUCGCAAUUUAUUUCACAACUAAAGCAAGGAAUAUACUCUUCAUAUGCAAUGUUGUGUUAAUGCUAGUGUGUUGCCUUGGAGAACAAAAUUCUUCCCUCAAGGUAAAUUUGGGUUAAUAAUUUUUCCUCAACAGAUGUAGUAAACGGAGCAUGGGGUCCCUGGGGUCCCUGGGGUGAAUGCUCUGAGAAAGAGGUCUGCAACAAGGGAGUACAGCUACGCACUCGCCAGUGUAACAACCCUGCACCACAGAAUGGCGGUGAUGUAUGUCCGGGAACUGGUUCCGAAAGCCAAGAAUGUCCAAAAACGAACUGCAAAGGUGCGCUCAUUUUUGCCUUUAAACAGAAGAACUUUGUGUCUUGAUGCAUUUUAGGUAACCCUAAGACGUAGAUGGCUUUGUUCAGUCCUAUUUUUCUCAGCAGAUUUUGUUCAAAAACUACGAACAAAUAAAACCUCUGCACUCGGAAAACGAUCAACCGCCUAAUUCUGCUUGUUCAAAUUGAUUCAAUAGUUAAGUUAACUUCCCCACAAGCAUCUCAUCUUAACAUAAACGUAAGCUUACAGCAAUAUGUGUAUUCUCCAUACUGCUCUCUAUACAUUUGCUAAUUCACAAGACUUUUUUUAGUUGGCAAUCAUUUCCUUUUACCCUCUGACCUGAACGUUAGACUCAGGAGUGGUGCUCUUGGGAGAAACUAGAUGGGACACAGUAUUUGUGCUUUAGGGAUCGAUAAUUGAUUAUUCAUUGCCUCGGAGGAUUUUGGCCUCUUUAAUAUUCUUAUGAGCCUUCCAUUGACAAUCAAUUUUCCAUGUUCCCCUUUCUACUCUGCUAGCGAAGACCGAUUCCCCCCCUGAUCCCACUACAAACCAUGUGUGAGAUCCACCAAAAGUCUUUCGAGCCCCCCCAACCCCUCCCCCCUGAGGCAGUUGGAGGAUUUUGGUCUCUUUAAUUUUCCAAUGACCCCCCCCCAAAUACUCCCCAAUGAAAAUCGAUUUUCCAUGGUCACCCUUUCUACUCUGCUAGCGAAGACUGAUUCCCCCCAGAUCCCAUUACAGGCCAUGUGUGUUAUUCACCCAAAAUCUUUCGAGCCCCCCCCCCCCCCCUCUAGGUGAAAAAUACUAGUAUCUAGCAUCUGUGAUACCUCACCUAUGUAAUUUGUUUGUUGUAAUUCAUGUCUCGAUUGUAUUUUCAGAAACUCCUCAAAACACCGACGCUACAAAACCUGUUGAACCAAACUCAUUCAUAGCAUUAGUGUGCAACUCUCAAAACGCCGAACUUCUCAGCGACUCAGCAAAAAACCCUUUAGUAGCAGCUGCAUUUUCAAAUCUCCCCAAGCUUGUUCCAUUUCUGAAGGGCGGUUACUUUGCAGUUAAGCAAAAUACAAAGGAAUUAAAUGAAACUUGUUUCGAGCCUAUGAAACUGCUGACCAUAGCAGAGCUGGCUAAACUCUAUCCCGGUUUCCGCUCGGCCAAGCCAAUACCAUUUUUCACCAUGCCUGCGGACACUGAACACGUGACAGGAAUAAAGGUCAAUUUGAGAGCAGAUAAAGCCUUAUAUGGAGGUAAUGUUGCUAAUUUUCUGACCUUUUAAAGUUCAUAUCUCUUCUAGCAUCAAGCGUGAUCGCAGCAUCCCACGCAAUGAUCGUACCGGAGUUGGGAGAGUUUCUCGAAAGUCCCAAUAACUUAAAGGCUUGGAGCCACAUUUUAAGAUCAAGUUUUAAAGAAGAGAGAAGCACGUUCUUGCGCCCUAAACAGACCAUUUAGCUCCUUUAACUGAUAGUUUUAUUAUAUAAUUAUCACCAUGUUUUGAAAUCCCUAUCUUAGGUGAAAACAGAAAAGAUUUACGAGCCUGCUAAGUUACCUGGACCUUCAAAAACGCGCCCCAGGCCACUAGCGUUCAGUUUCGUCGCUAUUUAGGCAGUUCACUCGUGAUCUGCGUACUUAUUCGCGUCUUUUUGAUAUAUGUUCUCUUCUUCUGGUAACACUUGGCAGUUGCGGACAUUAUUGUUUUGGCCUUACAACAAUUAAUAGAGAAGCACCCUUAUCAUAGCUGUAUUUUCUUUUUUAUCUUUGCAGUUGAAUUUCUGUUGGAUUCUUCGUCAGUUUAUGCUCCAACUGAUACAGUUUCUCUUGAAAACGUAAUGUUUCUUUUCCGAGUGUCUCCCGGAAAAGAAGAAAUUGUGGCCCAUGGUUUUGAUGACAUUGGGAAAGCUAAAUUUGCUGUUUAUGCCAGCUUAGUGGGUGAAAAUGAAGUCACUAUUGAAGGAACCAGCGGGCAAACUGCUACGUCGGGUAAAACAUGAUUUCAAAUUUGCAAAACUGUAACUCAACAAAAUGAUCUCUAGUAUGACUUAAUCACAACGUAAUUGAAUUGAGUGGAGUGCAAUUUGGGCUGAAAUCAUAUGCAUGAUUUGAAAUCACAAGUAUGAUUUCAGACCAAAAUUGCACGCCACGAGGUUCCAUUACCACCUUAUUGCAUCCAUUUUGAAGUCGCCCAAAUAUAGGACUUAGUCAGUUCAUCUGCAUGGUAUCAUUGCCAGAGGACGUAUCUGAGUUAUUUAUUGACUGAAAAACUCUACAAUUGAAAACGCUUCUGUAAUUUAUUUUUGCCACCACGCAAUUUUCGCAAAACUCGAUCUGCUUUGAAAGUGGAAAUAGAAGACAUUGUCUCCCGCCAAAAUAACACAGGUUCGCGCCUGGCCAUUAACACACUGAACUGGAAAAUCUCAAAUUUGGUAGUCAUAUUCGUCUUCCCAGAAUUUCGUUUGCCAGUUUUCUCCAUCUCGUUUUGUAAACAAACGGAAGCGAAAUCUUCUUCAUCUCAUAAAUGCAGCUUUCGGCUUUCAACGUAGGCUCGUAGGUUCGUUUUCAGCAGAGCUCAGUAAGGCAUUGAUUAUCUUCUAUAUUUACAUUAUAGAGGAAAUUCAAGCUGCGUUGUCACCAAACACACCUGUAGCAAAUGAUUUCUCCUUUACACAAGUUUUGAGACGCGGAGUAAGGAACCUCGACUCAAAGUCUCCUACCGAUCAACUUGCACCGUUAGAAAACGUCUCCAAAGAUGGAAAAUACGCAGAGAAAGCUGCGAAGAUGAGUAACGGUCCUCAAAAACCCGACAGAAACAACAUUCAACGAAGAAGGACAUUUUCGAAAAGAAAAAGGCAAGAAUUGGAGAAAAACAGACGCGCCAUAAUAAAUUUACACAUCGAAGUGCGGUGCCAUCAUUUUCUUAUGAGCCAAUAAAUGAACUAAGAGAGGAAAUGCCAAUUACUUAUCCAAACGCAAUGACUGUUAACCCGUUAUAUGCCAUUUCUCCUCCGCUGAACAUGGGGGCAACCCCCAACUUGAAAGGCUUGCAAGACACACCUAAAAGGUCCUUGAACUUGAACAUUGACCAGAAAAUACUUGAAAUAUUGAAACGCGUAAAUUUAGGCCUAGUGACAAUAUCUGACUUGUCUUUACAAAUCAGCGCGAGCAUGAAAGAGGUUAUUGUGCGAGUCAGUGGUAAGGUGGCCCCCAAUGGGAUCGGUGGAUGGUUCAAUUUUGAGAUCAUACGCAAGGAUAUUUUCGCUGUGGCUUUCACGACGGAGCAGGCUGCAAUUGAAGAUUUUGUGCAGAAGAUGUUUAACACCAAGCUUGGCGUAUUUGAGAAGUUAGAGAAAACAUCAGUGAGUACAUAUUCCAUUAUUGAAUUAAUUUCGAGAUCAUUAACGAACUAUGUAAUCUGAUUGGCUCGCAGCAGUGCGAUAUAUCACGAUUCACAUUCACUUUUUCCUAGCUGGCGAGAAUCAGGCGAACGAUUUCCGUCCAAAUUGACCUUCUUUGGUUUAAUCCUUAAAUCAAAGGAGAUUCUUAAAAGCGUCGUCAAAGAAAAAGUCUUGUUAGGUUGAAACCAAAAUUAUUUAGUGACCAAUCAGAACAGGACUGAAUCACAAAAAGUGUGAAAAAGAAAGAAGAAAAUUUAAAGCGGUAAAGCGCAAGUGUCUAAGUUAUGAGUGGUUUUAGUUUCGCUUUUACCUGGUUGAGAAGUAAUGUGACAUUCGUCAGCCAAUCUGUGUAUCAAAACCAAGACAUUCCCAUCUGAUUGGCUCAUUUCAAAAUUUUAAUAAACUGAACUGGCCUCUGAUUGGCUCCUGACAAGUUACAGUAGAAUUCAUAUGAGAACCAGGUCUGUUUUCCAAAACUAAUCGUUGGCGGUUUCUUUUCAACAGUUCGGUAUUUCCUUCGCGCAGAAAGGUUAUAAAGUGACACCAGAGACAAAAUUUCAAAAAGAGCCUUUAAAAUCUUUGAUGAAAAAGGAAGUCCCGGAUGGACUGUUUUUCGCUGCAGUCACAAAGUUUGCAGCGAAUUGUGGGGAUAACUCGCAUUGCAAGUUUGGAAAGAUACUGAUGGGCAAAGAUUCCUGGUUAAAAUUUCAUGGUGGCGUAAGCAAAGCAGGUGUCAAAGUCAACGCAGGAGUUUAUGGUAUACCCAUAAAGGGGGAUCUGAAGUUUAACAAAGUUGAACUGUUUAUAGAGGUGAGACGAUGUCAGAUUAACAAGAACUUUUAUUUUCGGGGACAGAAAAAGGUAAACAAGGUGAAUCCCUAUGGGUCGGUUAUUUAAACAGAGCUCAGUCGUUGUUUAACAAUUAAAUCUGCGUUCUAAACCACCAUCUUUAAUUAAGCCGAACCUUUCAGCAUUUAUUUUUGUUAUCAGUGUCACGAGGGCGGAAAAAUAAAAGAGUAAGGACAUUUAUUGAAUUAAAUUAACCCUUUUCAUUAAAAAUCCCCGAAGCCUACUGUUUGCGUGAAGCCGCAGUGUGGAUUAAACGACAUGUAAAUAACUGGCCCAUCUUAUUCUCAUUUUCUGAUAUUACAGGGGGAGGGGGGAGAUUUUUAAGUCGGGCCUUGAGAGUAAAGCUCACCUAGGCGCACUAGCUUAAAGUUACGUACUUACCUUAAGUUUGUUGUCCAAUAGGAAGGAUACUUUAAUUGCUUGAAGUGAGCGUUCUUUCGAAGAUAGGUGCCUUGGCCGUAAUAAAGAUCUUCCGUUUCUUUUAAUUUAUUCUUAGGUUAAAUUUGGUACUGCACCUGUAGCCCCUAAAGUGGGCUUCGCUGUCGAAUUAGACGUACCUGUGGAAGGCGAAGUGAGCGAUAAAGAAGAAGAAAUGCCGAGCACAUCUCUUCAACUUGGAGGGAAGCUUUUCGUCACCGGGGCAGCUGAGAUAGGAACAACUCUGUAUAUGAACGGAAUGUGGAAAAAAGCAUUUGGUUUAAGUUUCCUUAGCAUUGGAAACAUACAGAUUGGGUGAGAAAUCUUGUCCUAACAUUUUUACUUUUCUCGCGACAUGAAGGAGAAAAGCCGUCAGCCAUUUCAUUAUCGAACCUACAAUUCACCAUCUUUCUCAUUGUAUCAACCGACCCCAGGCUCUCGACAUUGGGAUCCCAGCUAUGUGCAGGACACUUAUCACAUAUGAAAUUAUUUAAGGCGUAGUUGAGUCACUGUGGCUCAGUGGUAAUUGGCCUGCUCCAGAUGUUCAUUUAAUAAAACGAGGCUCAAUAAUAAACGGCGCUUUAUGAGAAAAGGAGUGAAAAAAGCAGGAAAGUUUUGGGUCGAAUCGUGUAGGCAACCAGACCCAAGCCUCUCUUGUUCUCGCUCUUCCGCAACUACUACGCCGUUAACUUUUUAGCUCCGUUUUACCUGAACAUUUAGCUCUACAGUGGUAGACUUGGGAAACACAGGGUCUGAUAAUUUUUUCGUUUUAACUUUUUUCUUUUUCUGACUUUGUUUUUUUUAUGUUUUAAUUUUGUUUAUGACCUUUAAAAGAUUAAUAAAAGGUGCUAUUAGAGAAUCUAACUCAUUUAACACCAAACGCUAUCCCCUUUUUGUUUUUAAGCAUCAGUUAAUUAACAGCGUUCCUCAUUUAUUUUCUUUAGCCUAACAAUUUCACUUGCCACCGGAAUUCCGACUGAAUUUACCUUCAACGGCCGCCUAGAGAUUGGGCACGACUGCCAAGGGAAGGACGAUUUCAAAGUUGAUGGUCCUUGUUUCUCCGGGGAGGCCCUAGUAGGAAUAAGCGCAAACCCUGCUGGCCAGUAUAUAUACGGAGAAUUAUCUCCUGUUACUAUCGGGAAAAUAUUAAGAAUGCUAGGAUCUAAACUGCAGCUACCUCCACCUGUUUUGGAGAGCGGUUUUCCUAAAGGUUUAAUAGUAAGUAUGAAAUUACAACUAAAAGGAAAUGAAUAGAUGGAAAUAAGAGAGAUGGUAAGUUUUGAGCUCGGUAAAGAAAUAAAGAAAGAUGUUUCUUCGUCUUGUCGAGAGCGUGGGACAAAGAAAAAUUCCUGAGUCCCCAUGAGAAAUCGAACCUCCUGUUUGUCCCACGCUCAUGAAAAGACGAAAAAACAUAUUUCUUUAAAAUGAAAUGUAUAAAACCUCACGAAUCAGAAUUAUCUUUUUACAACGUGCAUCAGUAUAUGUGUUCUCUAUACUGUUCGCUAUACGUUACCUGAGGUGCUGACAAGGAGAGUUUUUUUAACAAUCAAGAGUUUCUUUUGUUGAUGAUCAUUUCCUUUAUUCUCAUGAACUUAAAGUUUGAUUUAGGGGUGAUAAUAUAUGAAGAAAUUAGACGCUGGUUACAAAUCAUAUUUAAGUGAGAUAUCCACAACGAAUCCUCACCUUUACGUCUAACCCUGAAAAUGAUUAGACCAAACUGCCGAGUAACUUUUGUCUGUUUUGUAUUGGCUGGUUUUCCCAUUUUAUUUUAUACUUGUUUAUUUAUGUGUUGCACGUAUCUAUGUUUGUUCGCCUGUUUUACCUAAUUUUCGUUUGAUAUUUUCAAUUUAUGAUAUUUCCCCGAUUUAUGCUGCGGAACCGUUUAUGAUUCCUGAAAAUAACAAACUUUAAGCAAAUUGUUUUUAGCUUUGACGUAAAACCAAUGGAUCUCGCGUGUUUAAAACAUCUUUUAUACGUUUAUCUGUAAGAUUUCUGCAGCAUGGAAAGAUCAGAAAGUUCCCUACGCUGGAGCAACAAAAGAGAUAAAGAAAGGUGUUUUCAUCAAAGGCACCAUCAAUAUUUUGGGAUUCGCGCCUUCUGUCGAAAUAUUACUCAGUAACGAGGUAACUUACAUUUAAUGAAGGAUAAUGAAACUCAUCUCUAGUAAUAGUCUCCUUCGCAGUUGUUUUUUGGUCUCUUAAUGUGCACUCUUUUCCCAACCAACGCGGUGGGGAAAGAGAGCACGUCAGUUGCGUGGCGAGACCAAACAACGGUUGCGAAGGAGACUACUCCAAUAAUGAAAGUGUGAAGGAAAGCAAAGUUUACAUGCACAAGUAGAUUGCAAUCCUUAGGCUUCUAGAAAGGAUCAUUACCCAAUUUCUCUUCACGAUUUCAAUACCUUACCCACCCAACAGGUAAUAAGAGUCAACAGCCCUAUCAGUUAGGAGUUGUUACACUGAUAUAACAUCACAGGCUGCACAGUAUUUUAGACGGAAGCAACACUCAGGGGCCUAAAAUGAUGAAGGAGAUCAUGCUUCCUUUGCUGUAACAUCUGCCAAUUGUUAGACAUUCGAUUCAUCUCGGAUAAGAAAAAUAAAUCUAAGACCCCGUCUCCUGCAUCUUCUCUGUGCUUGUUGGUAAGGGAUAUUAAAGUACCCACACACUUUUCGCAAAAAGUAGGGAUCAUAGCUCUCGGCGUUGUGGUCUAGCAUUCUUAUUGUCUAUAAAGGUCGUUAGAUUUAAAGUUUAACUUAACCAGACUGUCUAAUAUCACAAACAAAUAUCGAAUAGAUGAAUGUAAGAAGCAAAAAGGGGGAAUGGAUAAUCAGGUCACAUUGAUGUCCCAUCUCUUGUCUUCUUGCAGCAAAUCAAGUUUGACCUGGAGUUAGACCCUGUUAAGUUACUGGGUAACGUGCAACUAGUGCGCUCCAUAGCAGAGAAAAAAAAAGGACCAAAGUUUUAUGUUCACGCUAAGCGGAAGCCACUUCAAGCUGAGGUGAGAUUUCAACUCUCACAGAGCAGUUUUCAACAGCCAAUUAGAACAUAAUUAGCUCUCACAAGAAGCCGAUGGGAACCCAAACAAACAAACGACCCUAACUGGCGGGAAGAAAAGACGAUCAACCUGCAAAUGGACUUCGUUUUGCUUCUAAACAGCCGAGAAAGGUUUUUUGCUAAACAUUAAAGAAAAGUGGAGAAAAACCAUUAUACUUUCAAAUUGCCAUCGACACUCAGUUGAAUGUCACUCUUUGUACAGGAUAUAAUGUUGGAAUAGCAAACUUUAAAGAUAAUAAGUUACAUGAAAACAUUUGUAGGUUCGCACUGUGUGCAUUUAUGCUGAUGCUGCGUAACUGUUAUUUAUUGAGUAAAUUUAGAGUUAACAUCUGAGUUGAAAACGUAAAUCGGCCUCAGUUAUUAACACUAAAAAAGCUGUUAUACUCUCUUGCCGACGCAGCACCACAGUUUCUUUAGAAACGUACACCCUUUAUUCAUUUGUCUCUUAAUGAACUGUUUAAAUCUAUUUAAAUCUUAUAUAUUUCUACUGUCCCAAUGCCUCCUUGGCAUUUGAUCUUAACGAUCUGUUUGACAAGCGCUACCCACUAAAUACAGUUACUUUCCAACAGAUUUACAUUCAAGGAGCCGUGGUUAUCUUUGGGAACGAAUUAGAGAUUAUGUUCAAAUUCACAACGGAACGCAUUGAGUCAGAAGUGGCUGUAAGCCUGUUUAACGUGUUCAAGGCGAGAGUAGCUAUCGCGGCAGGCUACGGAAACCCGUUUGCUAAUACCGGUUUUACCGCCAAGUUUACCAUAGAAACCGGUUUUGACCAGCUUUCGAAAAAGACUUCUGAGAUUUUGGUAGCUGCUCUGCAGGCGGCAAGAAAAGCUUUGGAAAAAGCUCAAGUGACAGUGAAAGAAGCCAAACUUGCCUGCGAGAGAAAAGCAGGUAGUUUCUGCAACAUCUGUGAAAAACUGGCAUGCGAUGAAAUUACCGAGGAAUGCAAGCACGCUAUGGACAAGUUUAAGCACUAUGUGGGUGAAAAAAUAGACAAGUUUGGUAAGGAAUUUAUCCGAUCAAUUUCAAAAUUUACUUCCUCUUGGCCUUAAUUACACUGGCCUGUUCCAGGAAUUCAGUUAGUAAAAUCGAGGGAAGUAAUAAACGGCGCGAUAGUGAAGGCAGGGCAAAAAAAAAAAUAAACAAACAAAAACAAAAAAAACAAAAACAAAAAGACGCAUGACGCAACCCGGCCCAGGCCUCCUUUGUGUUGUCCUUCUUCCGAUACUUUCGCACCUUUCACUACCGCGCUUCGUUUUACUUUCUAAAGGCCUGGAAUUGAGCUGGCUAUACCUAUACUGCCCUGAUGGCUACAGUCCAUACAUAAAGCGUCACACAUAUUUAUCAUAACUGCCCAGUGGGAAGGAAAAUAUUUGAGUUAAGGAAAUAUAAAUACACCCAAUGUCUCGAGUGAAAGAAAAUGUCCUUAUUAACGUUUAUAAAAUCAACAUCGUUGACGUUAUCGUCAUAAUUAUUAUGACAUUCGACUACCGUCUGAAUCAAUCAUCUUUCAGGUCGAAAAAUCAAAAGCAUUGGGGAGAAAUUCGAAUCUACUUUCAAAAAAGAGAAAACAAAACGCUACAUGGAUCUACUGACAGAUGGAAUGAACUGCGCAGCUAAGUUGAAACAGAGUAGUGACCACACAGUCGAGUAUUCAAACCACGCCCAUUCAGAGACGCGUUGCCAUGCCAGUCGCUAUGGGAACUCCACUCAUUAUCGGUCAACUAGGCGCAAGAGGUUUGUGGGUAAAAUGAUGUGCGAGAAGCUAGCUAAGAAGGCUUGUACGAUGGCAAAAGAUUUGUGUAAAGGUAAGAAGGAGAUAAUCUUCAGUGUCAGCUAAUGAUACGAGAAACAUCAAAAUUUGAAAAACAGAUCUAUAAUCAAUGUCAAGCCAUUUAGAUAAGUUUUGAAGAUUAGUGGUGAAGCUUCGCUUAAAAUCGUUGGUGAGGCUGCUUUGCCCAAACGUCGAAGGUAAUAUUGAGCCCCAAAGGAAACCAUACAUCUUUGUACCUUGUAAAUAAAUAUCCUUGUUAUGUCUUUCAGUUAGCAAGUGCACGUUGAUUGGUCAAUUUAGCCGGCUGUAUUUCACCGUACGGCCCCGGCUAAAUUAAAAAAAUUUCUUUAAAUUGAAAUCUUCUCUCCCCAUUUGAACCCGAAAAUAUAAUAAAUAUCUUAAAGUUACGGAACCUGAAAUUUCUGCGCGGAUUUAUGGUCAACGCGCUUCCGCUGGCGCAUGGGCCAUAAAUCUGAACGGAUAAAGCUCAGUCUCGGAGGUUGCUGAGAGGUAUAUCAGUCUUUGACAAAACUUCAAUAUUUAAACUAACUGCAGACUAUAGUUUUAAUUCUUUGAACCGUUGCUUGCUCACCUCUCUGAGAGCCAUAAAGUCUAGCAGACUAUUUAAUGACAUAACUACAUACAAUUUUUUUCCAGGCUCCUGUAAUGUUGUCGGCCACAUUACCAAAGGAAUGUGCCAGGCGCUCGACCUUGCCGUUUACGGUCUUCACGUGCUGGAACAAAAAGCGUACUGGGCCGAGCAAGCUGUCGUAAAAGCGGCUAAGAAUAUGCUUGUUGUUCACUCGUUAUCAUUCGAGACUCACCUAACAUCCUCUCCUCUUGAUUCUACCGUGUCUCUUGGGGCUGAUGUUAGCAUUUUCGGCUCUAGAGGGCAGUUUAAACUAGAAUUUAAUCUGGCUGAUCCCCUAAAGAAUGUUCAUAAACUGGCAGACACAGCUCUGGAGUUCUUUAAGAAGCUGUUUAGUCCUCGACCUUCCAAGGAUGUUUAUGAUAAGCCAGCAGAAGAAUCUGAUUUCGAAUUUUCAGGUGUGUGUGCAAGAAAAAUACAUCCGUAGAAAUUUCAAAAACGAAGGAUCUAUUGCUGGCUAAUAGAAAGACAGACAAGGAGACCGGCUGAUUUAAUGGCCGACUGAUAGACUGACUGACUGACUGACUGACUGAAUCACUACAUGACUUACGGACUGACGGACUGACUGAUUUCUUGACUGACAGACUUACUGACUGAUUUCCUGACUGACCGACUACCUGACAGACGUUUUAUUAGAUAUUUAACUGAUAGACGCUUAACUGGCCGUCCGAAUGAUUGAAAUAAGUUCGAUGGUUGAGAAAUUCUGGUCUGUGGUUCUGAUUGACAGAGAGAUAAUUAAGUUGUUCUGGCCUCUUCUUAAAAACACUUAAAACUUAUCCAAUGUAGGUGAAUUCCGAAUCCAGAUGAAUGGCACGAAGGAUUGCUUGUCUACUCCUGCUAGCGCAAAAGUUGGUUCUCCUGUGACUUUGGGCUCCUGUGAUGGGGAUGUGUCCCAGUGGGUAUUUACACUCACAGGAGGAUUGAUGGUAGGUCUUGCUACAAAGUAACCAAUGGAAGGUCUGCAAAUGGGAUACGAACUAAGAGUGGUUUAAUUUUUUCUUCUAACUGAUCUUAAGCUAUGCCGAAGUUUGGGAGAGGGUUGCUCUGCAUCUAUGGGUCACUUCCUUUUUUUUCUUUUUGACUGAGGAAAAAAAACGCCAAAAACUUAACCUUAAGUGAGAUUUCAACGUGAAAUGUUUUAAAGUUCUUUCCUGACACUGCUUUCAUCUCGCUGAUUUCACUUUUGCAUUCAUCAGAAUGUCAAGUCUGGUCUGUGUGCAGCUAUGGGUUCAGAUCAAGGUCAAGCUCUUGUGUUACAGCAAGCUUGUGACGUCACCUCUGAGGAGCAGAAGUUCACUUGUAACGGCACUAAGAUUACACCUGUGAAGGAUUCUGGAUUGUGCGUGACGGGAUCUGGUAAUAACUCAUUCAGUUAUGUAAAAUAAUCGAUAUACUGGGAGCACGCUAAAACUUCACUAACUCUAUGGUCUAGUAAAAGCAAGAUAUCGCUCCUUCAAUCGAGAAAAAUACAAGAGAGAGUUUGCACUGCACGAACCAAACGCUUUUGGUCUAUUGCCUGUGGUAGGAAGCUUACGCGUGACUGAGCUCCUUAUUAGACUUCUUGGAAAUAGCAUAACAAAACAAUCUAAUUCGUAUUUAUGUUCCAAUUAUUUUUUACCAUUUCUUAGCGGGAAAAACAGGAUCAGGUGUAGUAGAAGCCAAGUUGCUCAAGUGUGACGACAAAACCGUGAAGGAUGAGCAGGCCUGGAUGAUAUAUGAUGAUCCUAGGGCCCUUUCGGUUUGCGACAAACAUGUUCCUGGUGAGUUGUUUUACUAUCAUGGCUUAAGAACUAAUGUUAAAGAAACAGGAAAAAGAAAGGGAAGUGGGAAAAUGAUUGAAAAAUUAUAUUCAUUGCCAUUAAAUUUGACGCCGAUGAAUGUUUACCAAUUUAGACAUUGCUCUUGGAAAGCCCGCCCUGCAAUCCAGUUUGAUGUCCGUUGAUGAGUUACAAAGUGAGUCCAAAGGCAAGAAAGUAAACAUUCCUGGGGUGGGCCCAGAACUGGCUGUGGAUGGUAACAUGGCUACAGAACCUUCUGCGGGCUCCUGCUCGAUUACGGCCAUUGAAGUUGACCCAUGGUGGAAAGUGGAUCUGCAGAGCGAGCACAUUGUUACAGAUGUGAAUGUAGUCAGCUCAUCUGGUAGGCGUUAUUAGAUCGAGAUUUAAACAUCUUGCUAAAUGAAGCUUUGAUGUGCGUUUAAGGGUUUGUUGGUUAUCACCUUGCUCUGUCUUCAGGCGAAGUAGCAAGCUCACUUUUGAACCUUCUCAGUCGCUUGUAAAUCAAUGUCUAAUGAAAAACUUGCGCUGUAACAGCCUUGACCAACACAUUCUCUAUGAUUUGCCAUGAGAACGAAACCAGCAAAAAAGUCCAAGAAAGCCUUUCAACCCGGAGCUACCCGAAAAUCUUUAGUGACAAAAUGCGACCAUAUGCUACAUACCAGAGCGCAAAUUGCGACAUGCUGCUUGCAAUCUCCUGUUCUUGAAGACUUCCACCUUAAGAUCUCAAUAUCAAAUAUGUCUUCCUGUGCUUGUUGGACAGCCAAUACCUCUCUCCGUUCAUAAAUUACCUUUUUUCAGGCAAUUUCUCGAGUCCAUUGUCAAAUUUUGAAGUUCGCGUCGGAAUCCUAAAAGAUCACAAACAGAAUCCAAUGUGCGGGGACCAAGUCCGACAGCUGGCGGAGGGGGAGGUCUGGACAGCAGAGUGCAAGGUGCCGAUCCCAGGUCAAUACGUCUCUGUCAGUAUGGUAGGCAAAGGAUACUUGGCGAUAUGUGAAGUGGCAGUUUUCGCGAGAUUAGGUGAGCAUACAAAAAUUGUACCUAUUAGUCUGAUGGCAAUUCUCAAUUGACUGACGAAAGUAAUCCGCGAUUUUUUUUUUUUUUUGCUUUACUUUGCACUCUAAUUGGUAAAGAGACUCUUGUUACCACUUAAACCAAUCAAAUGGGGAAACUUCACCAAUCGUGCCUGGCCUCACUUGUUUUCCUGCACUUCAAUCAGUUUGCUUUGCUUUAAUUGGAAGUCUCAUUGGCUUGUGAUAUUUUCCUUUUUUCUGGAUUGGCCGUUGUGAUAGUAACAGUUCUGGUUUUACGUCACACAUUACGUAACCCGCGUGUUUUUCUUAAUCUUCCAUUCCUAGAUGAUAAGGGAAAGUGCAGCUCAGAACUAAGCCGAAAGAGAGAUGAAAUAACUUACUUUUCUCCUGAGGAUAUGAUCACAAACUGGAACAGAUUCUAAGGAAUAACAACCAAACCAUCUCAAGAACUUGUGCAAUGUUCUCCAGUUUUCUUCAUCUUCCAUUAAAUAUGGCAUUUACCUUAAUCUGUUUAAAUUUUGUUUUUAUCUGCCUUGCAAAGACACAGACGACGGUUUGGUACCUUGCUCAUCACAAAACAAACUACAAAACGCAAAUUGCAUCUUGCCAC